Molecule: messenger RNA, 12072 nt
Organism: Zootoca vivipara (common lizard)
Lineage: Eukaryota; Metazoa; Chordata; Lepidosauria; Squamata; Lacertidae
Gene: CLNS1A
Product: chloride nucleotide-sensitive channel 1A
Biological process (GO): cell volume homeostasis; spliceosomal snRNP assembly; chloride transport
Cellular component (GO): spliceosomal complex; methylosome; cytosol
Source: RefSeq, a predicted model, not a curated record
AGAAGCACUUGUACUCAAACUUUUUCAUAGGAGAUAUAUAUUCUAUUUAAAUGUUCACAACUUAGAUUACAAUUUAACAUGCAGUUUUAAGGGGGAGGGGGGAGGAAUCUUUACUGUUGCAUUUUGUGACUUGUGGGUUAACUUGCCAUAGUUCAUUUUAGUAAAUCACUUUCCCGAAAAGCAACCUUGGUUAGAGAGAGAGAGAGAGAGAGGUCGAGGAAUAGAAAGCUCUCACAUAAUCAUUUGAUUCAAAGCUUCCCCAACCCAUAAUAAUUUUAACUUUUUAAAGUGUUUUGUACAGUAAAAAGUGUAAAGCUAUAUAACGAGCUUUUGACAAUUUGGAGCCCAUGCUAGCAGCGAGUUCAUAAAGAGGCUCUUGUUUUUAAUGCAUUAGUCUGCCUGGUGGUCUCCGCGUACGAUAACCUCUUGGGAGGAGGUGCAGUUUUUGCUGUGAACAGAUGAUGGGGCUCCUGUAAAGAGUUAACUGGCCGCUUUUUUUAAAAAAAAACCCCUUUCUGUGCUCUUAGUAUCUACUUCAAAUUGAAGUAUGCAAAUGAAGCAGUUUUCCUUCUGGGAGGCUGUGUGUGUGUGUGUGUGUGUGUAAGAUUAAUUUUACUUAUCAGUCUGGAUGUUCUAGCAGGUUUUGACAGUAGUUAACUGGCCUAUAGGCUCCUUCGUGUUUAUAAUAUGCAUUUUAAUAGUUGUCGCGUGACCAACUGAUUUCUAAAGCAGAACAUUUCUGGGGGGAAAUGCAUGAUCCCCUCACCCCCCACCAAGAAAUUCCUGCUGUUGGAACUUGGGCAACAUAACUCUGGGUGUGAGUGCCUGCUCUCUACUUCAAAAAAAAAGUUUCUCUGCCCAUUUUGCAGCCGGCCAAACAAGAAUAUGACUGGCCCAUGGUGUUUGCCACUUCAUCCUUUCAGAUGUGUGUCAGGCUCUGUUAUGUUCUCUUGUCUUGUAUUUCUUUCUUUCUACACAGUUUUUCACAGAGAUGCUUGGAAGAAUACUCUGCAAAGCUUUGAAAUCCAAAACGGCCAUUUUACUCCGGGUUUUCUUUUUCUCCUCCCCCCUCAAAACAGGGUUUUGUACUUAAUUCUGGUGCUGGGUCCAUUGCUGGCAAUGGCUGCACCAGUCUUGCUGUGGGCAUUGAGUUGACAGCUCCCCUUCCCUUGCCUGUCUUGAAUUUUUUAUUUUACUUUUUAGACGUUUGUCUGUAGCUGAGCACUUCCAUGUUGUUUGUUUGUCUGUUUCAUUGUGAUUUUAACCGUGGCAUUAGGCCUGUAUAAAAUACCUCGCACGAAAACCUCGGCUUCCCCAUUUUUUUUUAAAUGGCCUUUAAUUCAUUUUUGGUUCUCUCUUUUCUCUCCCCCUCCCCCUGCUCCCGCUAUCCACUCUCUGUACACGAUAGCCACUCCACCAAUUUUAUUCUAGCAAUGUGUAUCUUCCACCUUUAGAAUUCUAGAGCCCUCGGACCUUAAAAAAAAAUACUAGCUUCUCCAAGCAGUGUUUUAUGUAGUUAACAAAGCAAAGCCUCCCAGGUUGUAUCGCAUAACUUUUGUUAGCAGCCAUCUAUUUGAAUAAGAGAAUAAAGCUAAAAAGCCACACAAAUGCUGAAAUCAUUCUUUAAACUGGUCCGUUGUCGUUUCCUUCUGCUUGAGUGCAGCACGUUUUCGCUCUCUGGGUUUACAGCAGAGCAGCCCACGGUCGUUAAAAUUCCUCAGCUAAUGCAAUAGCCACUUUCAUGUAUUGUUAUUUUUUAAAAUAAUGUUUUUAGAAGACGCAGGCCCUUGAAAACGUCUUCUCUUUCCCAAGAAGCAAGCAAAUAGUCCGCACCUGCACUCGGAAAAAGCAAAAUGUACAUUCCCAGUUCUGGUUGGCAAUUAAAUUUUUAGAUGCCAUAUCUUGGAACUCUGGAUGAGGCCGGAAAGAUCAGCAGCAUCAGCUGCCCAUCGACUGGUUCACACAUGACUCAAAAUGCAGGCAGAGAGUAGCUUGAACCUCCUUUUUCACUAGUGUGAACUGGCGUGCUAUGUGAGAUCUCUUCUCACUCCUGAUUACCUGACGUUUGCCUUGCUAUUAGGAGUGAGGAAGUUUUGUAAGGAGACGUCUCUGGCAGAGCAUUUGUAACUGUUCACACUGGGGAGCGGGAAAGAGAAUAUUGGACUCCCUCUUUUUUUUUUUUGCAGGAUAAAACUUCUGAGGUGCACAAGGGUACUUGACCCCAAGGCCAUAUCGGAAGUCUGUGGGUGCAGGAUGAAGCCCUUGCCUACCCAUUCCCAAUUGCACAUGUGUCUUUUCUCAGAAAAGGACGUCUGCUGUCCUCCCUACCUUGCAAUUUUCACUGACCUUUAAGAGUGUCGUGUGUGUACCUGCAACUUCUUGAAAACAGAAGCCUCCUCAAGGAGCUCCUCCAUCUUAUACUUGCGCUGUGGUUCUCUAGUUUUUGUAUAACCAAGCCAGAGACAUCAUUUGGGUGCUUGGCACCAUCACCUCUCCAGGCCUGGUGGGUAUUAAGUGCUUGACCAGUAACGUGUAAUGGACAUUUGUGGCACAGAGGCAACUUUUGAGCUGUGCCUCCCAGUCAAAUAGGACGAAGGGAACUAGCUGAAAGCUUGGCUUGUGAUGGCCUUGCUGAAUGGACUUUGGGAAUUGUGUUUGAGAUAAUUGUUCAGAACUCCACCAGAAACCCCUGGAAGCAAGAGCAUUGAUUAUUGUUUUAAGUUUGCAGUGUUAGUGCUUCUGAUAUUUGCAAUACUUGGAGGUAUCAAACUAGAAAGGAAUGCAGAAGGCUUGCAAGUAGGACAGUAGAAUUGCCCUGGAAGAAAUGAGAGUGUUGGAUAUGUACUGUUUGUGUUGUAUAAGGCACAUGUGAUGGUUCAUGCACAAAUAAAUUCUGGUAGAGUCUCUUGAAGAGAACUUCUGCUUGUUGGCUAUUAAUUUAGGAAGUUAUUCUAGCAUAAAGUGUUAGAGCUAAUCUUGGUGAUCGCAUAGACUUGGUCUUCUUUGAGCCAAUCAGAUCAUGGACUUGUUCCCUCCUCUGUCCCCAUUUUUCAGAUUUUUGCAAAAAGCAAAGUGACAACUCCCCUCUCCAUCUGUCUCGUUUUGGGGAACAGCUCUCGGCUGGAGUCAUAGGAUGGUAAUGAGCUGAGUUUUACUUGGAGUAGACCCGUUGAAAUGAGGGAACCUGACUAACUUGGGCCCGUCAGUUUCGAUAGGUCUGCUGGUUGAAUGCCUUUCAUAGUCUUUUCUGUUGCCUGGCCUCGUCUGGUUGUCAGAACGUACUCAUGGCUUGGAGUAGAAGACAGCCUCUCUCUUUCCACGCAGCUGUGUUGUUGGAAGACCUGAGCAGCCCUCUUGAGGCAAGCAGUGACUUGAGAAUGAAUGAUGCGCCAAUGGACAUAGAUUGAACCGUAGAAAGGCAGCAGAAUUUGAAGAGAGGAAGCCAAUGAGAAACUGGUGAAAAGGGCGACUGCUGCUUCUCAAGGCGGGUUUCCACCGUUCUGCAGCAUCGUUUGUGGGCUCGUUUUUACGUUUGGGUGGGUGUGCCUCCCUCCCAAAUUAGUGUGCAAUCUCACUUCCUCUGUGGAGACAUGCAGGGGGAUGUCCAGCACCACAAACUCUCUCUAUUCUGCACUCGCAGUUUCCAUCCCAGUUUUAUCCCUUCUCCUUGAAUAGACUGAACCUGUAGUACGUAAGUACCAGGAGGGGCGGUGGGGGGGGGGAGGGAGAGAAUGGUAGGGCGCCCCAGUUCCAACCCCUUAGACCUGUUGCCCCCAGAUCAUUGCUUGCUGAACCAGCAUCCCAACUCCUGUUUGAUCUAAUGCACAGUGUAAACGAUGGAGCCAUUCCCACUUGUAAUCAUGGAACCAUAAAUACGUUUUGUUUUGCAAACGGAAGCAUGGCAGCGAAAGGUGGAAGCAGAGGUUUGCAAAGGCCAGGGAACUUGGUGUAUGUGUCUCAGCAUUGAAUCGCUGCGGCCCAUUGAAUGCUGCUAUAUCAAUUGACUGGGAUUCGAUAGGGGAUGCCUGGCAGAAAUACGUAAUAUUCUAGCCUUGUGAUGGUGGCUGACUUGUUGCAAGGCCCUGGGUAGUGCGCAUUCGAAUACAUGGCGUCCAGGUGUUUGGCUGGGGAAAUGCUUCCGAGACUUUAAAAUGGGGGUGACUGUGUGUGUGUGUGUGUGUGUGUGUGUGUGUGUGUGUGUGUAGAUAUAUAUACACAUACAGAUGUGCGUGCACACACAAAGAAAGAGCAUGAGACACACAGCCCCGAUUAAACGGGAGUCACUGAUCCAGAUGUUAAAGGGCUUUUCCCUGCCUCCCAGCUAAAAAUAUGAAUGUUGCCAAACAAUAGGUAUGUCAUAUUGCUACCCUGCAUAAAGUGUUGCCCUGCAAACCGUAUUGUUAAACUGAACCCCAGAAAUCUGCAGUGUGUGUGAUUUUACAGGUACUAUAUGUGUGUGUCUUUUUAAUUGUUGUAUGCUUGUGAGUGUCACAGUUUUAAUAUCUGUGUGUGGGCAAAUUUGACUGGAUACAUGUUCAGGUGUCAGCGAGGUUUCAAUGCUUAUCCAUGGUUUCUUGGAAAAAACUAGAACUAGAUGUUUUGAUUCCCCCCCCCUCCCCUUUAAAAAUCGCGUAUGGGGUGCAGCUCUGCUACUAUGAAGGAAGCAGAAUUUAAUCAGUCACCUUUAAACAUGUGCAUUGAAGGAAGCUACCCAAAGGAAUUGUGGCUUGGGCCCAUCCCUAAAGUGAUGCAGGAGGUGACAGAAAUCUGGAGUUGUACCACUUGAGAGACGGCAUGCAAGUGAGAUGGUUUUUAAAGGUUUCCCUACAUAACAAGCAUCCCUGCAUGGGGGUAGGGUGUUUGUGUUUGGGAUGAAGGAACAUUCAGAACUCUUACCCAUCGCAUGCAGUCUGAAGUGGUACAGUCCAGAAUUCUGCCAGCUUAAUUCUGCAUAAUUUUAGAACAUCUCUUGAUUUCUUCCAAAUCUACGGUUAAAAAACCUUUUAAAGGAUCUGACUCUCCCCUCCACCAGUCCUCAAUGUGUUAAAGGCAUCCUGACAAUUGGAUGCCUUUAAUAAACUAAUUUAGUAUUGCAUGGUGGGAAAAUGCCUGCCUCUAUAUGAGUAAUAAUCUUUCUUUCUUUCUCUUUCUCUCUCUUUCUUCUCCCACCUUAAAACUUUGGGACCUAUCCAAUAUAAAUGGCGUACUUGAUCCUCUUUUGAUUUCAACAGGAGUGUGUUAAGGACGGAUGUAACUUUCACAUUGAACUUUCGCUUGGCUUGAUUAUGUCAGCCCUCCAAACAAAAUAGCCAGUAAACAGCUGCCUUUAGUCUAAACCUAUAGUAGCACUGUUUGGAAUGUUUCAUAAAUUGCAUACAAUUGAAACAGGGCUUUGGGUGGAGAGAAGCAGAGCAGCUGGGGGAUUGGGAUUUCUGCAGUGCCGUGUGUACGUGAAAGAUUUAAAGACCUAAUUAAAGCUGUGCAGCAAGAGGAGACUUAGCAGUUCCUUGAUUUGCGAAAUCCAAGCUAGCAAUUCUGGGGGAUUCUACAUGGGUUUUCUUACUUGUUAGAUGGAAAUUUCUCUCUUUUGAACAACUGCUGUUGGGAUAACGGGUUUGGUUCAUGUGCUGUGGUGAGGGGGCCUUUGGCGACACUACCCAUUGCCCUAUAUUAAACAGCAAACUUGCAUUUCCUAGCCAGAAACUUGUUGUUUUGUCUGCUGUAUAUUUGUGCCUGUUGUUGAUGCAAUCAGAACAGAAAUGGUCAAGCAUUUAUAAGUCUCUCUCUCUCUCUCCCCCACCCGCAAUGGCUAGCAUUGUGAGCACGAGUUAAUUUUCCUACCCCUUCUAGUUACAGCCAGAGAAAUACUACCCCAUGCUUGUGUAGGUGUUGCCCAGAUUUUUUGCACUUGCCCAAUGUUCCCAUUCUUCCUCCUGUUCCUAGAACUUAAGUUCACUUUAAAAAAAAAAUCACCAUCUUGUCUGGAAUUAUGUUCUGUCUCCACAGUCAAGAUCUGCUGAAAUAUUAUUUGGUCGGUCCAUAACCCUUGCAUCAAUUUUCUUGAUCCUGCACUCCUCCUGUGCGCAGUCUCCCUCUCCUCCCCUCCUCACCCAGCCCAAUUUAAUCAGCUAGCGAGCCAUUUCAUUUAAGUCAGUUGACAGUCAGUGCCCAGUCAGGGUAGGGGAGCCUGUGCUGUUUUGUCGGCUGCUCCACGGGACUUCAGCAGUGGUGGCAAAAUGCAGAAUUCCCUGAGAGAGAGAUCAAGCUAGGAACAAAGGUAACACACACCUUGCAAGGUAAGAGCACCUGCAAUCCAGCACAGAAUAGCAGGGGCUUGGCUCCCAUGGUGGAAUCAGGUACAUACCGUGAGCUGGGUUCUGCCUGCGUGCCUUUGCCCUGCUCGUGUACGUUUGCUUGUACGUACUUGAUCACGCUUCCUGCAUUGUCAAGUUUCACCGUUUUCCUAUUCUGCGCCUUGCCUAUUGGGCAGCUUCUUCUGAAACAGCCUAGCCGAACGGACGUUGCAUCGGUACAAUCCCAUAACAAUUGGGGGGGGGGAAGUGAUGGAGAGAGGAAGGGGUGCAUCUUGCAGGCUGAUUUUAGUUCUCAAAUGGGCAGCGUCCCCGUCUGUAGCUAAACAUUUCAUUCUCUGUUACCGUAAGGCAAUUGCAUGCAUUUUUGUGGAUCCUUCCCCCACACCCCCGAGCAAGAUUAUCGGGUACAUAUUCUGGCCAAAAGGGCAGUGAGGCAGCAUUGCUGCAUCAGGAACUGGUGGGGGCUCACUCUGGCACACUUUGGCAGACUAACUUCACAACCAAUCUGUUCUAAGGGAGUGAAGUUUCUCCCUUAGCUGUUGGCUUGUUGUGUAACAGUGAGAGGCAGAUACUUGUCUUCCUAACCAGGACUAAAGUUUUGACAUGAUAGCAAAGCAAAGCCCCUGUAGACAUGCUCUGUCUUUUUUUUUUGUUUUCCCUUUUGCUACUAUACACAAACUUUUCAAAUCAUGCCUGGCAUCUAAUGCAACGUGAAUUAAAGCAUUAUAUCUUUCCCUUGCACUGAUAGGACUUUUGUUUCAGGGUGCGGGGCAGGGGGUGGGCAGCGAGCCGUCGGCCAGUUUCUUAACUCUGCUCUACAGAAAUUUGCUGUUUGGUUCCACAAGGAAAAGCCACGUCAGGCGAAAGGUGGCAUGUUGGUGGCGUCGCUUUCGCCUCCUGCUCAUUGUCUUGUACACGGUUCAGUAGAUCCGUGCAGAUAUCUGCUAGGCCAGGGGUGGAGAACAUCUUGUUGGACACAAAUUCCCAUCUUUGUUUUUCAGCCAGCAUGGCCAAUGGUCAAGGGUUAUGGGAGCUGUUGUCUCUGCAGGGCCACCGGUUCCCCAUUCUUGCGCUUAGUGAACUGUUGUUUCAAUACUCUUUAUUUUUGAAAAAUAAAAUUAAAUUAAAAACUAGGUGACGUUUUUCAGAUAAGUCUUGCAAACUACUCCAUAUUAUUUGUGCUCUGUCUGCACGCAGGGGACGGCGUCUCGUACUUCCCAAGCCUGCACCUUUUCCUUGUGGGGGAGUGUGCACCUUUUUUACAGUGGAGGAGGUCCACUGUAGUUCUGCAGUCCCUUCUCUUCUUUUGAGGCUACUGCAAAUGUUACAAGUUGUGUGUGGUGGGUGAAGUUCACAGGUCUGGCUUGGAGCCAUGUGUGCACUGAUCGGCCUGGCGAAGUAAUUUUCUAGCGCAGGGCCGUUUCAUUGUAUUUUAUAAUUGGAGCUUUCUAAAUCUUGACCUUCGCCAUUGAAUCGGAGCCUCUUUUCUUCUUUGCACCCGCCCAGCUCAAAUGCUUACAUUUUGGGUGAAAUGCAAUCUGCCAAGGCUCCUCUCUGAUGUCUCCCUUAAUUUAGCAGAACUGCACUGAAGCUGAGCAAUGGAGGCGUCAUCCUUUGGGAGCAGAGAGCAACUCUGGCACUACUUUAUGCCCAGAAUUUUCUCACCUUUAACCUUUCUCCUUCCCCCACCCCAUUCACUAUAAAAGUAAUACUGGUAAAUUUGGGGUGGUGGGGAGGGACCUGCUUUGGCCAGUCUCUGCGAAAACAAAUUAUUGUACAACGUGUUUACUAAAGCAGAAAAAUCAUGGAUUGCUUGCAUUUUGAAAGGAACAGACACCGGGGUUUUUAUAUGUGGUCUGUGCAUUUUAAGGCUGCGUCAUGACAAGCCUGCGUAGUUGCUGCAAAAGUUGAUGCUUCUUUGUUUGGUCUGAGAAGACAGAUCAGGAAGCGGAGUUUCCAGCCCAGUGCAUUAUUGGCAGAAUCUGCAUUGUGCUUGAGAAGUGAUGGGUGCGCAUGUAUUUUCCCUUGCGAAGAUCAUUUCCAUGCUUUUUAUUUUUAUUUUUUAAAAGAAUGCUGCAUCUGAAGUGGCCAAUUAGAGGGGGAAGUGAAUACCUUGGGGAAAGAACUGGAAGUGUCUUCAUUGUUGUACAUAAAUCCUGGGUUGCUUUCUCUCUUCCCUCUUUCAGUUUCCAACCCCCCCCCCCAACUCUCCCCCCCCCCCCAGUAAACUCACUUGCAUGGAAAACUUAACUUGAAAUGGAGAGUCCCCUGUACCCUCAACGCUCAAAAGUGGUUAACUGCAGUUGACUAACAGCUGGUGUUUUUAGCUUUGCAGUACAUGACUGUUUAAAUACUGUAUUCCUUGUAAAUGAAGUUUAAAAAAAAAUGUUACGGCUGGUGCCAAUAUUUUUGUUAUUGAAAUGUUCAAUGUUGUCUCACUACGGUCUGGUCAGAGCUCUUUGUGUAUAAGCCGGGCCUGCAGCCUUUUUCUAGCUCGGAGGCCUGAUUGUGUAACUUUUUUUUUUCUUUCAUAAUGUUUUUGUUUUGUUUUGUUUAUAAUAUCUACUGUCAUUUCUUUCAUAUAAAUAUGACAUGUAAAUUGUCAUAAUAAAAAAAAACCAUUUAAAGUAAGUUGACGUACAGAGAAAGUGUGCGAGGAGCCACGCAUUUCCUUGUCAUGGCAUCGUGGAAGAUGGCAGGUCACACAAGAAUAACCAUUAAAUCAGUUACAGGUAGGUAGCCGUGUUGGUCUGAGUCGAAGCAAAAUAAAAAAAUUCCUUCAGUAGCACCUUAAAGACCAACUAAGUUUUUAUUUUGGUAUGAGCUUUCUUUUAUUACAGAAAAAAUUCAGGAACAGACUGGAAAGAGAAGUUGCUGAAUUGGAACUCAUUACCAAGCUUAAAACCAUGGAGCCACCUGGGAUGAAUAAAGACAUUGGAUUCUUAUCUCAUUAUGCAUGAUCAAGCUUUCUUUAGCGUCUCAGCCCUUGCUUUCCCCCCACAGGACCAAUUGCAGUCAUCAGCAGUCGUUAACAGCCAUCUACAGGUUUACCACUCCCAUCAGCCCAUCACCCAUUCCCACCCACCCCCACCCUCUGUAUAUACAUAAGGGUCUGACUUCUGUUUCAAGUGUAUCUGAAGAAGUGUGCAUGCACACAAAAGCUCAUACCAAAAUAAAAACUUAGUUGGUCUUUAAGGUGCUACUGAAGGAAGUUUUUUAUUUUGCAUUAAAUCAGAUUCACUAAUUUUACUGCAGAUGGACAUUUUGAUAAAUGGCUUUUAAAAAUAAAAAUCAAGAGAGCUGAACAGAGAUCAACAGAAAGAUGUCAAAAAUGGGAAAUUUAAACAAUGUAAUGUGUAGGUAAGAACUAAAAUGUGGAGAGAUCCAGGUGAGGGUUGGGGGGCUUCCAAUGAAUUUUAAAGUUAUAUAGACGAGUGUUCGUUUAUUGAAGGCAGCCCUGCAGAGGGAAGUUUUUUUAAAAUGUUCUAUUAUGUUUUUAUAUAUGUUUUAUUAUUAUCAUCAUUGGCCAUUUGUAAGCCAGGUGGAGGUACUGCAGUUUUACCCAAUUUUAAUUUAGCUGCAGUAGGAAGUUGUGAGAACCUGAAAUGAAUACUAUUUUUUUCAAAAAGAGAGGGAACUGGUGAUGUAGGAGAGGUCUAGAUUAGGUCCCGAGAAGUGUUGGCAGGAAUGUCUCUCUAUUUCGUUUUUUCACUUAAUUAUUAUUACCAAUUUCGUUGCAACUUAUCCGGCCCUCCGGAUGCUUUGGGACAUCAUCCCAGGACCACUGGUCCUGUUAGCUAGGAAUGAUGGUAGUUGUAGUCCCAAAACGUCUGGAGGGCCAAGUUUGGGGACGCCUGCUUCAGGCGCUGAGGGACUACAGUUCCCGCCAUCCCUGGCGGCCGGCCGCACUCGCUGAGGAUGACGGGAGUCGGAGUCCAACGCCGCUCAGGAUCGGCCUUCCCUCAGUUCUCAGGCGGCUAGUCCCUUAAGCAUCGACGGGAGGCAAAUGGAGACGGGCCGUUCCCUUCCACCCCUCGUCACCGUGUGGUUUAUUUAUCAUCCUUCCCAUCCGCUCUCCCCACCGCCGUCGCGCCUCUUUAAAAUAAAUUUUCUGAAGUGUUUAUUGGAUUCCAACAUGGCGUCCGCCGCCUCCCCUCGUGAGGCGAGUGGGGACGGUCACGUGACGGCAACAACAGAGACGCGGAGGCGGGGCUUUGCGUCUCUAUGGUGACGGGGCGGUUGCGCGGGGAGAACGCUUCCGGGUCGACUGGGGGAAAGCUGCGCGCGCUUCCGGUUUCGUUGCUUCCCCCCCCCUCCCCUCUUCGUUUUCCAGGCGCGAUAGCGCGAAGAGGCGCUGGGAGGAUCUCCGACCUGACGCCGACGCCGCUGCUGCCAUGAGCUUCCUGAAGCCUCUCGUGGCGCCUACCGAGGGGGUCCGGCUUCGGCAGCCCGAAACGGAGGCCGUGCUGGGGGGACGAGGCCUGGGCACCGGGAGCCUCUACAUCGCCGAGAGCCGCCUGUCAUGGAUAGAGACUUCAGGCCUCGGGUUCUCGUUGGACUAUCCCAUCAUAAGCUUGCAUGCCAUCUCCAGGGAUCUGAAUGCUUAUCCGUGGGAGCAUUUGUACGUCAUGGUAAAUGCAAAGUUUGAAGUAGAAGAAUCAAAAGAAGAUGGCAUGGGAGAAAAAGAAGAGGAGGAGGAGGAGGAGGAGGAUGGCAGCAAUGAUGAUCUUGAGCCCAUUUCAGAAUUCAGAUUUGUACCCAGCGACAAAUCAGCCUUGGAAGCCAUGUUCUCUGCCAUGUGUGAAUGCCAAGCCCUGCAUCCUGAUCCUGAAGACGAAGACUCUGACAACGACUACGAGGGUGAGGAAUAUGACGUGGAAGCCCACGAAAUUGGCCAAGGUGACAUCCCAUCCUUCUACACUUACGAAGAAGGCCUGUCACGUUUAACUGCUGAGGGUCAGGCUACCCUGGAGAGGCUGGAGGGCAUGCUGGCACAAUCUAUAAGCACUCAGUACCACAUGGCUGGGGUGCGGACAGAAGAUUCCAUCAGAGACUUCGAAGACGGAAUGGAGGUGGAUGCAGCCCCGGCAGUUGCUGGGCAGUUUGAAGACGCAGAUGUUGAUCACUGAGGAGGGUGUGGGCUGCUGUAAGAUUCUUCUCUCAGCAUUUUCAGAACAGGCUCUCCAAGCUUGAAGAUGUUAUAUCAGGAAUUGCCCUUUCGGUAUUAUUGACCUAAAUAUGGGUAUUUAGGUCUGUAAAUGCUUUUAUAGAUGUACUGAUAUAAAACAGGAUUUGACACUGUGGGGCUGGUUUUUUUAAAAAAAACAUAAGAACUUGAGAAAAGUAUAAUACCUUGGGUUUGAAAGGAGGGAUUAAUCAUGGGUUAUUACUGGAAAGCCUUUACAGAAAUGAUAGAGAUUAAAGAAUAAAGUUGUACUUAGAACAGAAUUCUAGAUUAUCCUAGAAUUUCCCCCAUAUUUUUGUGCCUGUUUAUCCACAGGUGACGAUGUCUGACAUGAGCGUUACUUUGGUUUAGCUAAACGAGGCAAGAGGUACGGUGGGGCUGCAGAGACAAACAAAUUGUAAAAACCCUUCAAGGGAUUGGCUCAUUCCAUUGGACGCUCUUGCUUUCUCAUGGUUUUAGUGGCCCGGUUUGGCGUUGGGAUGGCAUCUGUAUUGCCCCCAGAUGGUAAACUUAUUAUGUUUUUUGUUAUAAAUAAAAACAAAAUGGUUCAAUAAAUAUAAUUUUUGUAUCUUA